AUGGCUCGCUGGACUUACUAUCUAUUGACUCUGCUGCUGUCAUCCCUGGCAUCUCUUCUCUGGUUAUCAUCAAGUCUGAAGACCUCGACGCCGGUAUUAACCCUCACAUACGGCGCAUGCGAAUGUCAGCGUUCCGACAGAAGCGUCACCCCAACCUCAUCAAAGGACGCGGCCUCUGCAUCCGUUUCUUCCCAAUCACCAACCAUCACACUCGGCCUGCCAGCGCCAGAAUCUGCAUCUCCAUCAUCACAUUCGCCAUACAUUCCCGUGAAACCAUACGACCAACUCCUCCAUUCGCCCUUCCCCUCAAAACUCUGGCAGAAAGCCGGUCCUAAUGGAAUCGAUGAAGCGCGCCAAAAAGACAUCGAGUCCUGGCAAAUCCGAAGCCCCGCUCUGCACCACGAGGUCCUCACAGGCGCCAGUGCUGAUCAAUACGUGCGUGACCAAUAUGCCGACAUCCCCGAUUUCCUCAACCUCUACCUAGCACUGCAAAUGCCCAUGCUGAAACGACCUCACGUGACCUGCCACCAACCUAUCGGCACCUGGAUUCCUGAGAAAUACCGCAACAAGACCAACCUGGUGGUGGGCCUCGAGUUCGACGGAUUGCAGUUCCACAGCUGGACGGUGAUGGAAAAGCCGAAGAGCCGCCACAUCGCUGCGGUGAUCCGCUACAUCGCUAAGGCGCUAAAAGACUCGGCUGGAGAGUACCACAAGACCAUCGCCGGGCUCACGAUGCAAACCAUCAGCGAUUUUGUGGACGUGACAGGCCCACAAGCGAUGACUCUUGCGAUCCUCGAAAGCCUAUCCGUCGAGAUGCGUCAGCCAGUGGGACGGCCGAAUAUCUCGAACUUGCAUGAGCCCGUGCUCCCGCACGACGUUCUGGUCUUACCGAAUGCGGCGUUUGCUGCGCAGCAGGGCGGCUGGUCCAAGGACCGCGGUCCAUAUAUGGUCGAGCACCAUUAUGCCGGGUCCUGGAAGAAUGACAAGGGAGGGGAAACCACUGCGAAGCCAACGGAGGUUAGAGCUUCCACAUUUCCGGAGGACAUUUUAUGA
Messenger RNA from Penicillium canescens, 1053 nucleotides. RefSeq lists its product as uncharacterized. NCBI's taxonomy places the organism in Eukaryota, Fungi, Ascomycota, Eurotiomycetes, Eurotiales, Aspergillaceae. The transcript has 2 exons. The coding region runs from base 1 to 1053 and encodes 350 amino acids. Gene Ontology annotation, molecular function: alpha-1,6-mannosyltransferase activity. The record is from RefSeq and is a predicted model, not a curated record. Gene Ontology annotation, biological process: protein N-linked glycosylation. Gene Ontology annotation, cellular component: mannan polymerase complex.